Triticum aestivum (bread wheat) is the source of this 3350-nucleotide messenger RNA. Its product is annotated as receptor-like protein EIX2. The transcript has a single exon. Bases 27 to 3125 code for a protein of 1032 amino acids. NCBI's taxonomy places the organism in Eukaryota, Viridiplantae, Streptophyta, Magnoliopsida, Poales, Poaceae. The record is from RefSeq and is a predicted model, not a curated record. Gene Ontology annotation, molecular function: protein binding.
CCCAGCUAGAAGCUCGUUCUUCCAGCAUGUCUCGCACAACCAAUCUCUUGCUCACUCUCAUCACCAUAAGCAUAUUUCCAUUCUUCACAAAUGGUGCACUACAACCCCAGCAUCAGCACGCCCAUGACGGCGGCUGCAUCCCUGCCGAGAGGGCUGCCUUGCUCUCCUUCAAAGAGGGCAUUACAAGCAACAACACCAACCUCCUCGCCUCGUGGAAAGGACAGGACUGCUGCCGGUGGAGAGGCAUCAGUUGCAGCAACCGAACUGGCCAUGUCAUCAAGCUCCAUCUUCGCAAUCCGAAUGUGGCUCCCGACCACUAUGGCUACCAUGAUGCAUGUGCUGAUGCCAGUGCUUUGUUCGGCGAGAUAAGUCCCUCUCUACUUUCCUUGAAGCGUCUAAAGCACCUCGACCUCAGCAUGAACUGUUUACUAGGGACAAAUAGCCAAAUACCUCAUUUGCUGGGUUCCAUGGGGAACUUGAGAUACCUUAACCUCUCUGGCAUACCAUUUACCGGUAGGAUGCCUUCUCAUCUUGGUAAUCUGUCUAAGUUGCAGUAUCUUGACCUUGGUUAUUGUCCUGCUAUGUACUCAACGGAUAUCACCUGGUUAACAAAGCUACCUUUCUUGAAGUUCCUUAGCAUGAGGGGAGUAAUGCUCCCAGGGAUAGCUGACUGGCCUCAUACCCUGAAUAUGAUUCCAUCUCUGAGGGUUAUAGAUCUUUCUAACUGUCUUCUUGAUUAUGCAAACCAAUCACUUCAGCACGUUAAUCUUACAAAACUUGAGAAGCUUGACUUGUUCAAUAAUUAUUUUGAGCACUCACUCGCAUCUGGUUGGUUUUGGAAAGCGACAAGCCUCAAGUACCUCGACCUUGGAAAUAACAAACUAUUUGGCCAGUUCCCUGACACACUAGGAAAUAUGACGAACCUUCAGGUGCUUGAUAUUUCAGAAAAUUGGAACCCUCAUAUGAUGAUGGCAGGAAACCUGGAGAAUCUUUGCGGUUUGGAAAUCAUUGACCUCUCUUAUAAUUAUAUAAAUGGAGACAUAGCAGUGUUGAUGGAGAGUUUGCCACAGUGCACACGGAAAAAAUUGCAGGAGAUGGAUUUAAGAUACAACAAUUUCACUGGAACUCUGCCAAACUUGAUCAGUGACUUCACCAGGUUGAGGAUACUGAGCCUGAGCGGAAACAACCUUGUUGGUAGUAUACCACCAUGGCUUGUGAAUUUGACACGCUUAACAACCCUUGAACUCUUUAGCAAUCACCUCACCGGAAGUAUACCACCAUGGCUUGGGAAUCUGACAUGUCUAACCUCCCUUGAACUCGGUGACAAUCUCCUCACCGGAAGUAUACCAGCCGAGUUUGGGAAAUUGAUGUAUCUGACCAUUUUGGACCUCUCAAGUAAUCAUCUCAAUGAAAGUGUACCCGCUGAAAUAGGCUCCCUUGUUAAUUUGAUUUUUCUGGACCUAAGCAACAAUAGCUUUACUGGUGUGAUCACGGAAGAACACUUGGCAAAUCUAACAAGUUUGAAGCAAAUAGACUUGUCUUUAAACAAUUUCAAGAUUGCCCUGAAUUCAGAUUGGCGUGCUCCCUCUACACUGGAAUCUGCAUGGUUUGCAUCUUGCCAGAUGGGUCCUCUGUUUCCACCUUGGCUUCAGCAGCUGAAAAUCACUGCACUUGACAUUUCAACCACUUCUCUAAAGGGUGAGUUUCCUGAUUGGUUUUGGUCCGCAUUUUCAAAUGUCACAUAUCUGGACAUCUCUAACAACCAAAUAAGUGGCAACUUGCCAGCACAUAUGGAUAGCAUGGCUUUUGAAAAACUCUAUCUCCGUUCGAACCGGCUUACUGGACCAAUACCUACGUUGCCAACAAACAUCACCCUGUUAGACACCUCCAACAAUACAUUUUCAGAAACAAUACCAUCAAACCUUGUAGCGCCACGACUUGAAAUAUUGUGUAUGCAUUCAAAUCAAAUUGGCGGCUACAUUCCAGAAUCUAUUUGCAAAUUGGAACAACUGAUUUAUCUGGAUUUGUCGAACAAUAUUUUGGAGGGUGAAGUUCCUCAAUGUUUUGACACCCACAACAUAGAGAAUCUUAUACUCAGCAACAACAGUUUAUCAGGAAAAAUACCAGCAUUUUUGCAGAAUAACACAAGUCUGGAGUUCUUGGAUCUGUCAUGGAAUAAGUUCUCUGGAAGAUUACCUACAUGGAUAGGAAACCUGGUCUAUUUACGUUUUCUCGUACUGAGCCACAAUGAAUUUUCUGAUAAUAUUCCAGUCAACAUAACAAAGUUGGGGCAUCUUCAAUACUUGGAUCUAUCACACAACAACUUCUCUGGUGCAAUACCUCGGCAUCUGUCAAACCUAACAUUUAUGACAACAUUACAAGAGGAAUCCAGGUAUAUGGUUGAAGUUGAAGUUGAUUCCAUGGGAGGUACUACCGAAUUUGAAGCUGAUAGCUUAGGACAAAUAUUGUCAGUAAAUACAAAAGGGCAGCAACUUAUAUAUCAUAGAACACUUGCCUAUUUUGUGAGCAUUGAUUUAUCAUGCAACUCCUUGACUGGUAAAAUUCCUACAGACAUCACUUCGCUUGCUGCACUAAUGAAUUUGAAUUUAUCAUCAAACCAGUUGAGUGGACAAAUUCCAAACAUGAUUGGCGCCAUGCAGUCAUUAGAAUCACUCGACCUCUCUCAGAAUAAACUUUAUGGUGAAAUCCCAUCGAGCUUGACAAAUCUGACAUCUCUGAGCUACCUGGACCUGUCCUACAACAGUUUGUCUGGAAGGAUACCCUCUGGCCCCCAACUUGACACCCUCAAUAUGGACAACCAGACACUUAUGUACAUCGGCAACAAUGGACUUUGUGGGCCUCCUGUCCACAAGAAUUGUUCUGGAAAUGAUGCUUACAUCCAUGGCGAUCUCGAGAGCAGCAAGGAAGAAUUUGACCCACUGACCUUUUACUUUGGGCUUGUGCUAGGAUUUGUGGUGGGGCUCUGGAUGGUGUUUUGUGCACUGCUGUUCAAGAAGACAUGGAGAAUUGCUUAUUUCCGGCUCUUCGACAAGGUGUACGAUCAAGUUUAUGUAUUUGUGGUUGUGAAGUGGGCAAGCUUCGCAAAGAAAACAGAUGAAGAAUAACCAAUUUCUCUGAAGGAGGUAGUGUUUGUGCUGCAACCUAUUGAAUGAAAGGUCUGGAAUAUUAACCAGGGUGUGGAAGAUCUCCAGAAGCAUGUGUUAUACGUGUUUGUACCUCUAUCUAAAUAAAAAUGAACAUGUGUAGCUCUUCUGAUACAUUUAUGACCUCACUAUGGUCGAACUAUUGUCGUAAAUGUAAGAAUUCAGUAUUGUUUAUAAUCUUGUAAG